Magallana angulata is the source of this 1225-nucleotide messenger RNA. Its product is annotated as retinol dehydrogenase 13-like. Bases 185 to 1144 code for a protein of 319 amino acids. Lineage: Eukaryota; Metazoa; Mollusca; Bivalvia; Ostreida; Ostreidae. The transcript is spliced from 8 exons. The record is from RefSeq and is a predicted model, not a curated record. Gene Ontology annotation, molecular function: oxidoreductase activity.
UUCUACUUUAAAAUUAGACAACGUGUGAACAUUUCCCAUUUGAUUUCAUAACGUGACUUUCAAUGUAAUUUUCAAUGUUUAGUAGAGAAACUCUCCAAAAUGUAGUGUAGUUCAGCGUACCCCUCAGGGCCCUGGCAGCUAAAGAAGUAAGAAGUUUGCCAAGGGAACAGUAAUAACCACAAACAUGUCAUUUCCACCUUGGGUAUACCAUGGCAGUUUACUGGGAACUAUCGCCUUGGGAUCCAUUUUGUUCAAGGAGUACAGGUCUGGCCCAAUCUACAAAGGGGAGGAACUGUUGAUGGGGAAAACCGCCAUUGUAACUGGGGCAAACUCCGGACUUGGAAAGGAAACAGCCAGAGACUUUGCACACAGAGGAGCCCGGGUUAUCAUGGCGUGCAGGGAUUUAGAGAAAUGUGCUGCUGCUCAGAAAGAGAUAGUGGACGAGACCCACAAUCACAAGGUCCUCUGCAAGAAGCUGGACCUGGCAAGCUUUAAAUCCAUCAAGGAGUUCACAGCUGAUGUACAGAAAGAGGUCAAGUUUUUAGACAUCUUGGUGAACAAUGCAGGUGUGAUGCAUUGUCCCUAUCAGGUGACAGAGGAUGGAUUUGAAAACCAGUUUCAAGUGAACUAUCUUGGUCCGGUUUUACUGACCAUGUCCCUUCUGGAUCUGAUGAUUAAGUCCGCCCCGAGUCGAAUCAUCAAUGUGACCAGUGUAGUCCAUGCUGCGGGACAAAUCAACUUCAGCGACCUGAAUGCAGAGAAAGGUUAUCACAUGACUCUCGCCUACAACCAGAGCAAGUUGGCCAUCUUGAUGUUUACAAAGGAGCUGGCCAAACAUCUACAAGGUACUAAGGUAACCGUCAAUGCUCUUCACCCCGGUAUGACUGACACCGAAAUUAACCGACACCUCCGGUGGAACAGCUUAAGAAUUCUGACUUUCCCCAUGAGGUACUACUUCCUCCGCCAACCGUUCCGAGGAGCCCAAACAUCAAUCUACCUUGCUGUUAGUCCAGAAGUGGAAAACAUUUCGGGCAAAUAUUUCAGUGAUUUUGAAGAAAAAGAAGUAAAAUCAGAGCAGUUUUUGGAUGAUGAAGCUUGCAAACAGUUGUGGUUAAAAACUCUACAAAUGGUUAAAUUGAUAUGAAGAUUUUAUUCUAGUAUAUAUGUGUGAAUGUUUACAAAUGUGUAUGAAAAGUUUGACCAAUAAAUUAUGUGGAGUAAGUCU